AGAGGCUGAGCGAUGCCAUUAGAAAGUUUCUGCAGCUGGAAGAGUUUCAGUGGACUAUAUCCUCAGCAACACCUCCGCGCGUUCUUGGAGUGCACACACUGCUGUUCCUUACGCGAAACCUCAUAGCUAAUCAAUCCAGCAGGAGGGGAGGGGGGAGGAUUUAUCUUCUUCUUCUUCUUCCUUUAUUUGUCUUCCUUUUUGUUGUUUUGAACAAUUCCGGAGCGCCUCCUUCACCAUGAGCGCCGGACAGAGCUACGAGAAGAAGAUCGCGAGUAUUCUGACGGAUCUCCCCGGAUCUAUGGGCUGCCACCCGAGCUCCAAGGACUCCCCGACUCUCCCAGAGUCCUCGGUGACGGACAUGGGCUACUACAGCGGACAGACGGCCCACGGCCACCACGAGUACUACCAGAGCCAGCCGUACGGACAGCCCAUGAACUCUUACCACCAUCAGUUCAAUUUGAACGGGAUGGGAGCGGCGGGAGCGUACGCGACCAAAUCCGAGUAUCCCUACACGAACAGCUACAGACAGUACGGACAUUACAACAGAGAUCACCUGCAGGCCUCACCGCCCGGCUCAGUCAAAGAAGAACCAGAGCCGGAGGUCCGCAUGGUGAACGGAAAGCCGAAAAAGAUCCGCAAGCCGAGGACGAUCUACUCCAGCUACCAGCUGGCCGCCCUGCAGAGGCGCUUCCAGAAGGCGCAGUACCUCGCCCUGCCCGAGAGAGCGGAGCUGGCGGCCCAGCUCGGCCUCACUCAGACUCAGGUCAAGAUCUGGUUCCAGAACCGGAGAUCCAAGUUCAAGAAGCUGUACAAAAACGGCGAGGUUCCCCUGGAGCACAGUCCCAACGCCAGCGACUCCAUGGCCUGUAACUCCCCGCCCUCCCCCGCCGUCUGGGACGGCAGCAGCACCCCUCAGAACACGCCGAUCAGCCGGCCUCAGGUGCCGCAGCCGGCGCACAGCUCGUCGCCGCCCUACCUGGAGGACUAUACCAACCACUGGUACCAGCAGGGAUCGCACCUACAGCAUCCGGGCACCGUGCACCACCCGGUGCCGCAGCAGAGCGUGGGAGCCGUUUACUAACUCGGACUCGGGGCGCCAGACCCACGUCGUGUUUUACGAGUUCUCCCCACAGUGACUCUGCAGAGCGAACUCUAAUGGAGCCAGAGGAGGCCGGAAACCAAAUCCUGCUUUCUGUCUCUGGAUGUCCGCAGAGAGUUUUCAGAGCUGGACUUCCAGAUUUUUAUUUUUUAAAGCACAUAAGGGAUUUCUAAUCACUUCUGGCAGCAUAUUUAAGGGACAUCUGGCGUAUUUUAUUUUUUAAAUUAUUUAUCACCUCUACCGUAUAAUCCUUUUGUAAAUGAUAUGCAAAGUGUCUUCCCCCCCCUCGCCCCCAAAACAAAUAGCCUAAACACAAACUAAAUCACAAAACUGCUGCAGCCAAUCGUGCAUGUGGGUUUGUGGAGAACUUUACAAAUAGAGAAAAAAAAAUAGAACUCAGGACAUAUUUAUAAGGAUUUGUAUAAAAAAUGCUGAAGGUUGUAAAUAAAUGUUUUUUAUAUAAAUAUAUAUGCAGAACCACUAUGAUCAUAUUUGAACAAGAAAGAGCACUGUGGUGCUGUUAGACCGUUUUUAUAUUCAUGUAAUGAGUCCAACUGUUGCCUUCCUGUCUGAUGAAUAAAGGUGUUAAAUGCUC
Messenger RNA from Xiphophorus hellerii (green swordtail), 1694 nucleotides. It is a transcript of the gene dlx3b, whose product is annotated as distal-less homeobox 3b. The transcript has 3 exons. Gene Ontology annotation, molecular function: RNA polymerase II cis-regulatory region sequence-specific DNA binding; DNA-binding transcription factor activity, RNA polymerase II-specific. The coding region runs from base 236 to 1081 and encodes 281 amino acids. Gene Ontology annotation, biological process: epithelial cell differentiation; embryo development; regulation of transcription by RNA polymerase II. Lineage: Eukaryota; Metazoa; Chordata; Actinopteri; Cyprinodontiformes; Poeciliidae. The record is from RefSeq and is a predicted model, not a curated record.